Messenger RNA from Soboliphyme baturini, 1116 nucleotides. The record is from the annotation of a GenBank genome assembly. NCBI's taxonomy places the organism in Eukaryota, Metazoa, Nematoda, Enoplea, Dioctophymatida, Soboliphymatidae.
AUGCGGCUACUUUGGAGUCUCGAACAGAAGAAAGAGGAAGGUGGAUGUUUCGGUAUCCUCUGCGACGCGAUGCAGACCUCGCUGUUGAAUCUUUGCGGUCCAUCGCUUCGGGACGAUUUCAACGCUCAACGUUCACUGCUGACAAAACUGGACAUGAUUUCGAACAAACUGAAACUGGAGACCAAGGAGAGCUGCAAAAUCCAGCUUCUCAAGGAGGAACUGAACGUUCUUGACGGCGAGCUUCUUCAGCAUCACGUCCGAAUCCCAUUCCGGCCCGGCUUGCUGUUGGCUGGCGUCGAUGCGCGCAGGUCGAAGUUCUACCAUUCGCUCAAUCAGCCGCUUCGCAUCUGCUUCCAAAGCGUUCGUUUAUCUUUCGACCUUAUCUUCAAGAGCGGUGACGACCUUCGGCAGGACGCGAUGGUCUUGCAGCUGAUGAGUCUGAUGGACUACCUGUGGUUACGUGAUGGAUUGGACCUGCGGAUGGCCAUAUUCAACACUCUCUCGACCGGAAACAAAAAAGGCACGUUUAAUGGUUGGACGAUCCGGGUUUUUUACAUCGAAAAAACAGGCACAAACUUGAAUUGCGUAUUAUUGGUUAGCAAAACCGAAAGUACUAAGUUUAUUGCAGGAAUUUUGGAAGUAAUGAAGGAUUCGAAAACUCUGAGGGAAAUUCAACUCGAAGAAGGUGGUGUUGCUGGUGUGUUGCGGGACGAUUUGAUCAAGCGGUGGCUACAAAAACAAAACUCGUCAGAGUUGGACUACGAAAUUGCGUUGAGAAACUUCCGCGGUUCUUGCGCGGGCUGGUGCGUUGGAACCUAUAUUUUGGGUGUUUGUGAUCGGCAUAACGACAAUAUUUUGAUUACGCCCAGGGGGCACUUGUUCCACAUCGAUUUUGGCAAAUACCUGGGCGAUGCGCAGAUGUUCGGUUCUUUCAGACGCGAUCGUGUGCCGUUCCUGUUGACCAGUGACAUGUUCUACGCGAUUAACGCGGGCCAGACCGACAAAACGGCUUAUUUUCAAGAGUUCGUGGACCUUUGCUGUCAAUCGUUCAAUAUCGUGCGAAAACACAGUGUGCUGUUUGUGAAUUUAAUCAAAUUGGUAAGCGUGAAAUGGUAG